AUGUCCUUGAAAGAUAUUAGUGAAGAGGUCACUAGGAGAACAAUUGAACGAACUUUGGACCAGUUCAAAAUUACCCCAGAAAAUAUUCGGGAAGGUGUGCUAUAUUUCAACAAGCAAAUGAGAGAUGGGUUGAGAAAUAAGAGUGAAUCUCAUGAUUACAUGCCAAUGAUUCCAAGUUUUAUUACCCAUAUUCCAGAUGGCUCCGAAACUGGAUUAUCAUUGGCUGGUGACUUGGGAGGUACAAACUUUAGAAUUUGUUCUGUCGAGUUGAAUGGUGACCAUACAUUUAAUCUUGAACAGUAUAAGACUAAAGUGGAAAAAGCUUUUAUGGUAGGCACCUCCGAUGAGUUGUUUGGUCACCUAGCCAGACAAAUAAAGUACUUUUUAUCUUUACAUCAUUCUGACUACUUGAAAUCCAAUACAGAGAAAAUUAAAAUGAGUUUUACUUUCAGCUUCCCCUUGGACCAAACUUCAUUGAAUACAGGAACUUUGAUCAGAUGGACUAAGGGUUUCAAUAUCGAAGAUGCUGUUGGUAAGGAUAUUGCUGAGCUUUUCCAAAAAGCCAUUGACUCGUUAAAUUUGCCAGUCAGGAUUGUGGCAAUCACUAAUGAUACAGUUGGAACUUUAUUGGCCAAUGCCUACUCAUCAGUAUCGAAAAAGAAGACCGUUUUAGGGGCCAUCUUUGGCACAGGCACCAAUGGUGCAUAUGCUGAAAAAUUGGACAACAUUGCCAAAUUGGAUUCCAAAACCGUUGAGCUCUUGAAGUCCAGGGGAAUCGAUGACAUGAUCAUCAAUACCGAAUGGGGAUCAUUUGACAAUUGUUUGAAGUUCUUGCCAACUACCAUAUAUGAUGAAAUUGUUGACUCAGAAACCAGUAACCCUGGUGUCCAUGUCUUUGAAAAGAGAAUCUCCGGGAUGUUUUUGGGUGAAAUUGUCCGUUUGAUGAUGUUGGAUCUUCACAAGAGAAAGUUAAUUUUGCAGAAUUAUGAACAAAUUGAAGCAACUUUGAGGUCUGUUCCAUCAUCCUCAAAUCUACUCAACUUGACCAAUUUACCAAGAAGACCAAACAGUAAGAAGCUAUCUCACAGAAUUCUAACUGAGUGGAAUUUCACCACCGAAAAUUUGAGUAAAAUCCAAAUUGAUGAUACUAAGAAUUUGAAGGUUACUGAAUUGGUCAUACAAGAAAGUUUGCAUCUUGCAACCACUUUCGAAGAUCGUAUCAUCAUUAAGGAAGUUACCACUGCCGUUACUACUAGAGCUGCAUUGUUGUCUUCCAUAGCUAUUGCUGCCGUUGUUUUGAAGACAGGAAGAUUGGGAGUUACAUUAGAUGAAAAAGGUGUAUUGGUUGAUACUCAUUUGAAGGAUGAUGUAGUUGAAGUUGCUGUUGACGGUUCAGUGGUUGAGUUCUAUCCAGGGUUCCAAGAAAAUAUUUACCGAGGGUUGAGAUAUUCCCAGUUAGGCGAGGAUUUUGCAAAGAAGAUUGAUAUUACUAUUACUAAAGAUGGUAGUGGUGUUGGUGCCGCACUUUGUGCUGGUUCUUAUUUGGAAUAA
This is a messenger RNA of Saccharomycopsis crataegensis, 1551 nucleotides long. RefSeq names its product glucokinase. Gene Ontology annotation, biological process: glucose 6-phosphate metabolic process; glucose metabolic process; intracellular glucose homeostasis. The transcript has a single exon. Gene Ontology annotation, cellular component: cytosol; mitochondrion. Gene Ontology annotation, molecular function: D-glucose binding; glucokinase activity; ATP binding. NCBI's taxonomy places the organism in Eukaryota, Fungi, Ascomycota, Saccharomycetes, Ascoideales, Saccharomycopsidaceae. Bases 1 to 1551 code for a protein of 516 amino acids. The record is from RefSeq and is a predicted model, not a curated record.